AAGCCGAACAUAAAAAAGACCCGUGUUUGUUUAAUAAGUUGGGUUCCUCCUACUGUAUCGAAACAUCAUCGCUGCCCUUACCUCCUCACUUUCGUCUCCGAACACACACACACAGACUGUUUGGCUUCGUACUUCCGGUUCCCUUGGCUCCAAUUCAUACAGUUAUCCUCUCUAUACCAUCAAUUGUCGAACGAAAUUCGAAAGCCUUUUUCCGCUGGACUUCCCAAACAAAUCCUUAAUUAUCCUCUAAAAUCAUCAGUUCAUGAUGAAACCCAGAACACACACAAACGCCUCGCCACCGCCACAUUUUUCCUAAAAAGGGUGCUUCUCUUUCAAAGGCCUGCUCGCAUUAUAUCAGUGGGGUGGGCAGCCUUUUAUCAGAGACGAUGGGCAGUUCAUUCAAUCCGCAAAUUUUGGUGGAAAAGCUGGCCAAGCUAAAUAAUUCACAGCAGAGCAUUGAGACUCUAUCACAUUGGUGUAUUUUCCAUAUGAACAAGGCGAAACAAGUGGUUGAAACAUGGGCUCGACAAUUUCACUGCUCCCCACGUGAGCAGCGAUUGGCUUUUCUAUAUCUCGCAAAUGACAUUCUGCAGAACAGUAGGCGAAAAGGUUCAGAGUUUGUUGGUGAGUUUUGGAAAGUUCUUCCUGAUGCACUCCGUGAUGUAACUGAGAGUGGGGACGAGUUUGGAAAACAUGCUGCUCUACGCCUGAUCAGUAUAUGGGAGGAAAGAAAAGUUUUUGGUUCUCGAGGACAGAUUCUUAAGGAAGAGCUUGUGGGAAAGCACCUGGAGAACAGUAAUAGAAAUGGGAAGCUUUCCGGGUUUAAACUGAAACAUUCUGCUGGAAAUGCUUUGGAUAAAAUAGUUUCUGAUUAUCAAGUUCUGUAUGGUGGCCAAUUGGACGAGGAUGCUAUAUUGAGCAAAUGUAGGAAUGCUAUUAGUUGUAUUGAGAAAGCGGACAAGGAAAUUGGUGGUGAUAUUAGUUCAGGGAAACUUGAUGGAUCUGGCUUUGUGGUGGAGCUUCAGGGGCAGCACACUAUAUUGAGAGACUGUAUAGAACAGCUAAGGGCAGUUGAAUCAUCAAGAGCAAAUCUUGUGUCUCAUCUCAGGGAGGCUCUCCAGGAGCAGGAAUUUAAGCUGGAUCAAGUGCGCAAUCAACUUCAGGCCGCUCAUUCCCAGUCAGAACAGGCUGGUAAUAUUUGCAGACAGUUAAUGAACAGCAAUGACGUGCAGUUGCUCGCUGCGCAGAGUAUUAAGGAGACUCACAGCUCCAAAGCGCCUCACUGUUUUACAGCAGGAAAUGGAGAAAGAUCAGCCCCUGUAAUGUACACACGACAGGUACCUUUUGCUGAAAAAUCUGGCCACAUCGAAGAGGACCCCAAAUCUGCGGCAGCUGCAGUGGCAGCAAAGCUCACCGCAUCAACAUCUUCAGCCCAAAUGCUGACUUAUGUCCUCUCUUCCUUAGCAUCAGAGGGUGUCAUUGGUAAUCCAAUGAAAGAAUCUUCCAGUGAUUAUCCUUCCGAAAAAAGGCAUAAGCCUGAGAAUGAUCACUCUUACAUACCACCUCAGACUUCCCAAGCACCGGGUCCACCUUUUCCACAUCCUGACUCACUGCAACACAACAACCCAUCUACAAGCCAAGAAUUGACUCCAAAUGAGCAACCACCUCCCCCGUCAUCUCCUCCCCCUUUGCCACCAUUGCCACCUAUGCAACCAUAUCCGGUGCCCCAUUUCAUGCAGACUGCUGGAUCAACAUCUAGUGUACCAUACAGUUAUGGUACAGCCCAACCGCAUCCACCACUCAUGCCUGGUUAUCCCAUUGUAGGGGCUCCCAUCAAUGGUGUCUCUCCCUUUGCAGCGCCUUUAACAAAUCCUUAUCAGAGUUUUCAAGGACCAGAAGGUGGUUUUUAUGGCCAGCCAUCAUCUUUGCCCAUGGCUCCUCGGCAGUAGAAUUAUCCAUCUCUGGUGGGUCUCAAAAUGAAGAAGACCUGUUGUGGUAAUUAAGUCUCUUUAAAAGCUUCUUUUUUAGCCUUUGCUAGAAGUCAGUCUCAAACCUUCCCUACAUCUGUUGUGCUUUCUGAGUAGACAUACAUAAUUAGGUUUUGCACAUCUCAAGUAAAUGUUUGUAACUCAUAUUUCCAACUGUCUUUAAUUUAUGGAGUUGAAAUAAUUCCAUUGUGUUGUUGAAUUGAAGAUAACUAGUUUGACCAUGUCGAAUCCGUAAUUUAACCUUGGUUGUGGCUGUGGGGUUCAUACCUAACAGUAAUUUUUGGGAUGCAAUGUUGAGAAUCUUCCUUUCUGGUAUUUUGCCAGAAUACAACCUGAAGUAGCAAUGUGGUAAACCGCAGACUGUGUUGGCCUGGUAAGGUGGCUGGCAAUGGAUGCUGAAGUAUGUACUGCUGAUUGAUAUAAAUGUUGGAUACCAAUAUCUGUUUUUGUACUGUGUUGAUUGACGCCAGUACAUUUUUUAUUUAUUUUUUAUUUUUUUUAUAUACAGUGGUGAUUGAUGUAAAUUUUUGAAUAACCUAUUGAACGUGACUAAUGAGAAAUUGGAGGAACGUGGAUGUUGAAGUCCCAUAUACAGAA
Cornus florida is the source of this 2585-nucleotide messenger RNA. RefSeq lists its product as uncharacterized. NCBI's taxonomy places the organism in Eukaryota, Viridiplantae, Streptophyta, Magnoliopsida, Cornales, Cornaceae. Bases 387 to 1949 code for a protein of 520 amino acids. The transcript is spliced from 8 exons. Gene Ontology annotation, biological process: mRNA 3'-end processing. The record is from RefSeq and is a predicted model, not a curated record. Gene Ontology annotation, cellular component: RNA polymerase II, holoenzyme. Gene Ontology annotation, molecular function: RNA polymerase II complex binding.